GGGCUCCCAAACUUGGAAGAGUUACAACUUACAACUUACAACUAACUAAAUUAUGUUUUUUUUUUUUUUUUUUUUUUUUUUUUUCAUCUCAUCUCAAGAGAAUAAAGGAGAAAACUAGUCAAGUAGAUCACCGCUGCGCAAUCUCUCUGAAUAUAGUAAAUAAUUAGUCAACUGAGUUCAAUUAGGUCACCGGAAUCCAUGGCGACGGCGGCAACAACAGGAGGACCCAACCACGUCGCCAGGGAGGCGCGGCGACGUCGUAUAAUCGAGCGGGGAUCCGACCGCCUCGCCCUAAUCUCUGGCCGCAUCCAGUCCCUGCCGCCAGACCCCGACCAAUCCAUUUCUUCCACGUCUUCCCCUGCCCAAAUCCCGGCCACUGAUUCUUCUCCACAUGAAGAUGCAGCCUCUAAUUCAUUGCUACCAAAUGAAGAAUCUGUACAAGAACAAGGGCCGAACCACGCUGUCUCUGAUCUGGCGGUGGAGCCUCCUCAACUCAAUAGUUAUAAUGCUGGGAGCAGUCCAUCUAGAUCACUCGAGCCCUUACAUGAUACCAAUGAAGAAUCAUCUCAAAUCCCAUCAUCCGAUAACAGACCUGCACAAGAUCGCCAACUUGAGCAGACCCAUCAUAGCUUGUUUACACCCGGCCAGAUUAGAUCCGCUGUUGCAGCUUCAGAGAAUACUCGUAUGUUUUGCUCUAUAGCAGCUGCUGUUUUAGUAAUCGCGUCAUAUAUGGGGCUUCCUGUAGGGGGCUUCCGAGGCAUCAUACUUCUCAGACCCUUCUAUCUGCUUUUGUUAACGAACAUGACCAUUGUCCUUGGUCGCCUUAUUCUGGGAGCACGGGGUAUUGAUUCAAGGACGGGGAGGAGGAGGAGUAGCGCGCCUACUGCUGGUGGAAAUGAUUUGGCUGAUCAACUGGGGAGAGCUCUGGAGUUGGGGCUGCUAAUGCAGAAGGUUCUUGGAGCAGUGUCUAUGGACUUUACCAUCUACGCCGUCGUGCUCGUUUGUGGCCUCUCAUUAGUACAAAAACUUGGGUGACUUUUACAUCUAAAUGUUCAGGUUCAUUUCUUUUGUUUCCUCAGUAUUAUAAAUCACAUGAUGUCUUCAAUUUCCUGCACAGAUUUGCUGGUUGAUAUGAACUGUGUCCUUGUUGUAUGUCAUCUUCUUGCUGCCAUCAAACUCUUCUCCCUGUUUGUGCAAAACAUUGUUUUAUUGCAACGAUCCACAAAGAUAGACUAGUCUUCUAAGAGGAAGUAUUUCAAUUUUUUUAAUUUUCCACCUAUUGUUUUGAUGCUUAGGUGGAUAAAAAUGUCCAGGUUAAUCUAUGGUUAAAUGUAGUUUUCACUCACUUUCAAAAUCAAAAGGCAAAAAAUGCUAAUUAUAUAUAAGGAUAAAGUUGCAAUCACUUAAUAUAUUUUGAAGCUUCAUUUGAUUGGUUUA
Salvia miltiorrhiza (redroot sage) is the source of this 1437-nucleotide messenger RNA. RefSeq lists its product as uncharacterized. The transcript has 2 exons. Bases 199 to 1035 code for a protein of 278 amino acids. The record is from RefSeq and is a predicted model, not a curated record. Lineage: Eukaryota; Viridiplantae; Streptophyta; Magnoliopsida; Lamiales; Lamiaceae.